GGUACGCCAUAUCGAGCCGUUCGUCAGCUUAGUGAGGGCAGCCAGCGUGUAGGCGUCAAAGAGUAAGAGCGGAGAUAGGUUUGUCCAGAGAGUGCGGGCGAGACAGUGCAAUUGAAUGAAGGCUGGCGAAUGGGGUGGAGGCCCGUACUAGCUGCUGCUGCUGCUGCUGCUGAGUCCGCGUGGGUGGUGAGCAUGCAAGCAAGAGGCUCUGACUUUCAGUUUUCAGUAGUGCUAGGGUACCGGCCCCACAAAUACGUGCAAUUUGUGUGCAUCUUACAAGCAUCGUGUGCUUUGUGCACUAAGCGUAGUUACUAGUGUCAGUCAUGUUGUGUGUGGUGUCUGCCAUUACUCCUUGUUCAUGCGUGAAUUGUGUUUAUGUGUAAGUGUUACUAAAGUGUGUAUGUGUUUAAAAUUCGUGAGGACUCCAGUCUGCAGUCUACACAGUGGGCGGGCGAGGUUUCCUCCAGAUGGCAGCACUCACCGACCGGAGCCAUAGCAACAGGUGCGGAUAAUUGAUGGCGACGCCAUAAUGCUGCUGCUGCCUUGUGCAUACGGCCAUGUCUCUUGGAACGGCCCGACUGGACGAUCUGAGACGUCGGUCGAGCGUCACCAGGUUGGAAAUGUCACCAGGAAACAAUAACCUCCCUGUCUUGAACGGACCAGACCGCCAAACUGGAAGGUCUUGCCGCACAAGCAGCCUGGCGCUGCCGGAGAGAUCGCUUUUGGACCUGCUGGUCAGGGAACAAACGCUGCUCCAAUCAAUGAACGUCCCUCGUCUGCCACCAUCCAAUCAGCUACCGAGACGUCAUUCAGCUCAUUGUUGCCCUUCUGAACAUAAACCUUCGAUGGUGUUAUCUCAGGCGCCUCCAGUCCCAUUACGACCACCCGCAGUCCCAGAGCGUAGCAAAGUAGGACCCCCGCCACCAAUUACCGGCGUCCGGUUUGUACCGGCCGAAGGAUCAGGACUUGCGUACGUGAAGCAAUUGCCGAUCUCGCUAACUCACCAUCAGACACACCCUCAACAGCAUCAGAAGCCACUGCAGCCUCCCAUCCCACCGCCACACAUAUCUCAUCAGGCGAAACCUCAACAAGCCAUUAAGAACAUCAGCUCACAAGUCCCCAUGAAACAAAAGCCACUAAAACCAAAGAUACUCCCAACAGUUCCACCGCAGAACCACACAAUUCAGCAACAACCGCAGGUUCAGCCAAACAAACAACAAGUUGGAACAUUUCAAAUAGAUCAGGCUCAGAAUCAUACUAAGCAAUCGGCGAGUUUCCAGACACAGAUAUCUCAAUCGUUCAAUCAAUCUCAGAUGCAGCAAAGUCUCUCACAAGCCCAAUCGCCUCAAGCUCAGAACCUUGUAAAGCAACCUUCCCAGAUGUUGAAUCAGUGUCAGACCUCACAGCCCUUAAACAGACCACAAAGCCAACAACCUGAACAGCGCAAAAAGCAACCCAGUCUUCCCGCAUUGCAACAGACUCAGAAAACCCAAACGAGCCAGAAUCAGCAUCAGCCAGUCACCGUUCCCCCAUCCAGGGCAGAUCAGCAACAGCAGCCCAGCAACAAUAACAACAAAGUUUCUGUCCGACAAGACUCAAAUGUCUCCAGCGACAGCUUUAGUCAGAACUCCUCUCCGAGCUACACGACAAAAACAAUGGAAACGCCUCUUCUUCCACACCACGGAGCCAACUCAAUGACUGCAAGCCAGAAAGUGAACAGUGCGGGGAACAAGAAGCUGCUAAAUGGGGAUGCCGGGAAUGGAGCAGCUCUUACAGGAAAUGACGUCAACAGCAACGGGAAUGCUGCUCUGACGAAAAGCAUAUCAACACCUGCAUCACUGCAGACAAUUGUCAGGUUUCAUCACGGAUCCAACAUGUCGUUGCAUCACAGGAUUAUCCGAGACAUGAGGCGUCCGUCCGCACAUUACAUCACGAGGGGGCGUCUCAAGUUCCGGUUCGUACAGGUUCUCGUCAACGCCGUAGCGCUCUUGGCUAUAGCAGGAGGCCUUGCGGCAUAUUUCAGAGCGUACCCGUCAACCGUGCGCUACGUUAACAAGACUGUCACGACGACCAGCAAAGUGCAGACCCCUUCAGAAGAUGCGAACCCAGCUCCUGGUAUCUGUCUGCCCGUGAUCGUCAGUUUCUGUCAACAUCACCGCAUCCCGUACAACUUCACAAUGUUCCCCAACUACAUGGGACACUUCACCCAACGUGACGCGCAGCAGGAGCUGGAAGUUUAUGACGCUGUGGUCGACGUUCGGUGCUACGAGUUGGCAGCUUUGUUUCUGUGCUCUGUUUUUGUGCCAAAAUGUGGCCCUACAGGACAACUUGUUAGGCCCUGCAGGAACCUUUGUUAUGAGACCAAACGCCGUUGUGGGUUCUUCUUGGAUGUAUUUGGCCUGUCAUUACCCGAGUACCUGGAUUGCCAGCUUUUCCCAGAGUCUCCAGACCCUGACGUGUGCGUCGGACACCAGGAAGUGAUCGAUGCAAAGAUCAGGGCCCAACAACCAGUAUGCAAUACAGGCUUCCAGUGUGAUACUAGACGUUGUAUUCCUGCUGACUGGCGGUGUGAUGGACAUGUUGACUGUGAGGACCAGUCAGAUGAACUCAACUGUGAGCAGUGCGCUAAAGGCAUGAUCCACUGUGGAGAGAAACAUUGCAUGGCUCGAAGCCAUAUGUGUGAUGGAGUUGAGGACUGCCCUUGGGGUCAGGAUGAAAGGAAUUGCUUGCGUCUAAGUGAGCGCAUGGGGGAUGUGGGCCGAGGAAGGCUGCAAGUGUUCCACCCCGAGGAGCAGAAUUGGCAGUCGGCAUGCAUUACACAUUGGGAUUCUGGAUCAUUUGCAAAUCACAUCUGUUCUCAAAUGGGCUACUUGUCAGCAAACAUAAGUAAGUUGAUAUGGAAAGGAGGUGAGAAGCCAUUGUUUCCAGCCAGUAGCAACUCAUCAAGCAUAUUUAAACUGUACAAAGAAAAGCAAACCACCCUGCUCAAGGAGCUGCGUGCAUGCCCUGGAGGAAACAGCUAUCCAAAUAUUGAACUCUCUUGCUCAGACUAUGUUUGCGGCAAGAGACGUCACUCAUACAACACAAGACCAUCAGCUCGCAUUGUGGGAGGUGUUGAAUCUGCUCCUGGGGACUGGCCAUUUUUGGCUGCACUGCUAGGGGGUCCUGAGGAAAUAUUCUACUGUGCAGGUGUUCUAAUUUCAGACCAGUGGGUUCUCACUGCAUCGCACUGUGUUGGAAAUCAAUCAAGUCAGUCAAAUGCUGAUGGCUGGACAAUUCAACUGGGCAUUACGCGGCGCCAUGCCCACUCAUACUUCGGACAGAAGAUGAAGGUACAACGUGUUGUACCACAUCCUAUGUACAAUAUGGGUGUCGCACAUGACAAUGAUGUAGCCCUCUUUCAGCUUAAGUCUCGCGUGGCAUUUCAUGAACACUUACUUCCUGUGUGCCUGCCACAACCAAAUCAUGAACUUGCACCUGGGACUCUCUGCACUGUGAUUGGAUGGGGUAAAAGGGAGGACAAAGACGCGUCUGAAUAUGAGCCAGCUGUGAAUGAAGUCCAAGUUCCUGUACUGAAUCGUGACUUGUGCAACGUAUGGCUGCAACAUCGCGACCUCAAUGUGACUGAAGGCAUGAUAUGUGCAGGCUAUGCUGAAGGGGGUAAAGAUGCUUGUCAGGGUGAUUCUGGAGGCCCACUACUUUGUCGUGAUCGUGACCGUUGGUUUGUUGGUGGAAUUGUAAGUUGGGGAAUCAAAUGUGCACAUCCUCAUCUACCUGGUGUGUAUGCAUAUGUUCCAAAAUACGUUCCCUGGAUCAAGCAUCAAAUGGCCCUCCAUUCAAAUGAUGACAGGGACUUACGAUCCUGAAGGACAAAUGUGGAUGCAGUAAACAGUAUGUAGAAAGCUCAGCAGUUUAUGGUUGUUCUGUCAUCUGUGACCGCUGUGCAGUGCUGUAAAACAGACGUGCCACACUACAUGGGAACAAAUGAAUGCCCUUUGAAAACACAGAUCACAUCUCUUUAAGGGAGGCAUUUAAGGAACAUUCUUCUCUAAUGCUACAAGUUAAAACAUGAAAUACAUCAAACUUGAUUCAUUUAUAUGGCACAGGUACAAUAUAUGUGGAUGCAUAACUGGAAGUAAUGAUGUAUAUAAUGUCAAUCAUAUUAAGUAGGCUUAAACAUGCUCUCCAGCAGUCCUGUUCUAAACGUAUUCUCACCCUUUGCAGUAUGCUGUUGGUAGCACUCAUUAGGAAACAGACUACUAUAUAAACAAUGAUGAAAUAAGUUCAAGAAGGUCAUUAGGAAGGCAAAUUUCCAAAUUCUGCACUUACUAGCACAGGUGUUUGUUUAAACAAUAUAUUUUAACCCUUUGCAUGUCAUAUAUUUAUUUUAUGAGACCAGACUACUUGUGUUAAGAGCACCAGAGAUGAAGAGAUCAGCAAACAGUUACCUUAACCUUUCUAUCAGUAGAUGGUAUGAAAUGUAACAUAUAAAUAUUUAAAGGAAAAAAGAGGCUUUCACAUGAUCAAACCUGCUGUUGUUUGAAGAUCAGUUGAGGAAGUGUUGUUUGCUUGAAUUUGCAUCUGUAUUUACCCCUAAGCACCAUUGUAAUAUCCAGGUGGUAAUUCUAUGAGAGAGCUUGAUAAUCUAAGGGUUAGAUUUUGACACACAUCAUGUAUUUGGGUAAUUAUUGUCUGACCAAAUGACAACCCACAUCUUUUCAGAAGAACCCAGAACCAUAUUGGCAUGUUUCUACACACUCUGUAUCAUUCCCAAUUUUCAAUAAUUGUGUUUCAGUAUUUCCCUACAUUAAGGCAAUUCCACAUGAUAAGUUACGACACAAACACUGCGAACUACUAAUUGUGGUCAUUGAAGAUUAUUAAGCCUAAUUAAAAAGUUGAGUAACAAAAUGUAAAUUAAUAAAAUUCUCCCAUGUCAGAUUCCAACAAAAUCUGUGAAUACAUGGAAAAAUCCAUUUAUGGGCAUACACAAACUAGACUAUAUUAUAUGUCAGUGUAGCUCAAGACUGGAAUUGCAGGAAAACUUGUAACCAAGGACUCUCACAACAAGUAUCAAAUAAAACCAUAAAACUGUUAAUAGGUUACAUGGAGAAGUCCAGUUAUGAUGUUUUAUAAAACGGGCUUUAUUGUGGAUUAGUAUGGCUGAAUAUCAGAAUUGUAUGACAGUUUCGUGAUGAAAGUAUCCAAGUUUGGAUCUCAACAAAAUCUGUGAAGGGUUUGUGGGAUACAUAGAAAAUCCAUUCAUAUUCUUAUGUAAACCAGGAUUUUCUUUGGAUUACACAUAUAGCCACCAAUGCUGAUGUACCUCUAACCAUAUACAUAUAUACUAUAGAUUAAUAAGGCUGAAAGUCGGAAUUACCCAACAAUUUUUGAUGGAAGUCUCCCAUGUCAAUUCUUCAGGAAACCUGUUCAGUAGUUUAAGCCCAAUACCAGGUCACAGACAGACUGACACAAUGUCCAUGUACAGUACUUUGUAAGGAAUUCAUUAUAUGUCAAAGUUAUGCAUUCCUGCAAUGAUGAACAGGAUAAUGUAGUGUUCAUUUUAUUACAUUAUAGUUUCACUAGUAAUCACUUUUCACAGAUGUGGGCAAGUAAUCCUAAGCAGCACAGCCCUUCUUCAGAAGUUAAUAGUCGCUCAGUUGUUGAGAGAAUCUCCUGCCCCUUUUCUGGAAUAUUGUAUGCCAUUCAGGCUUCUGUAGGAACUCUUAGAAAUUCUGAACUUUCAUAUGGACUACUGAACCAACUUCUGUCCUUUUGGUAUGUUAAAUGUUCUCCUGUUUAUUGUAUGAUAAGUCAAUUAGUUCCACUGAAGUGUGGCAUCCUACAAAAUGCUACUGCUAUGUAUGAUGUUGAAUAUUUUGUCAUGAUUUUAAGCUUGUGUACAUAACAUUGGAAUGCAGCUAACAUGUAGUGUGGCACUCUUUUUACGGUAUCUGUCAAUGCAAUAGAAUAUUGUUACUCCAUGGUGCAGUGCUGUACACUAGACUGUCAGUUAUCCCACCUGUUUCAGUAAUAUGCUUUACAAAAAUGUUCAGUAGGCUGUAAUUCUUAAACACUAUGUCUGAACUUUGUAUUUCAUUGUUUUAUCAAUUUUCAUACCAGCCUACAACUAAACAAAGGCUGCUUUCAUCUAUUGGAAAGAUAAUUUUUCACUGUUUAGUGACCAAUAUCACAGUUAAAUCAUUUUCAAGGUUAAGUCUACAUGAAUAAUGGAUACAGUGAAACUUUGAUUUUACAUUUCUGAUUUUACAUGCAAUUUUGUUGUUCCCAGCCAAAAAUACAUAAGAAUAAUGUCAAAUUGUAAUUAAUUUUGUUACCUCAACUGUAUAUUUUUCUAGAAUUUCCACUUUAUUAUUCAAGUCACGACUACAGAAAUUUACCCAGUUUUACAUUUACGGCAUUUAUUUCAAGGAAUUCAAAGAAACCCUGGAAUUGUUCCACACAUGUUCAAAGACUGUUUUAUAUAGCCAUUGGUUUCACUAUGAAGUUGGCUGUUUACAGUAUCUGCACAAUACUAGUCAUUGUAUGUAAAUGUGGCAGUCAAUUUAUUUUUAAUUAUUUUUGGGGAAGCACUGAAGUAUGGAUGAAAAGCAAAAAAUGAAAAGUAUUACAAUGAAUGAUCAGAUUCUUAUUAUAGAAAAUUUGAUGCACGUGUUGAAACAUGCAUACAUGAGGUGUUAGUAUAUUUUUAUUUAUUUUGCUAUUGUGUUCAAAUAUACUUAUUUUGAGUGACAUACCAUUGUCGUCUUCAGACAUGCAUACUUCAUAUAGCUUGCCAAUGUAUAGAGCAACCCACAUUUUUAUGUCACAUAUUUUCAUUUUUCCGAUCUUACAAUUUCCUCAAUUUUACUUUUGUUUUGUGUGUCCCUUUAAAGAGUGUAAAAUUGAGGUUUUGCUAUAUUUCAAGCUUUUUUGCUUAGCUGUUGUUUUAGUUAGCUGCAUUACUUUUCCCCUCUUUAACGCAGAUAAUUGAGAGUUAAUUUGCAGUUGAAAUCUACAACUCAACAGUAUUAUGGGUGAGGCAGUUAAAGGUUUUAUAGUGCAGAUGUUUCACCACAGAUUCAAUAAAUACCCCUGUACUUAAGAUUGUACCAUUUUAAAGGUCUUGUGAAUAUUUGUAGUUCUUGUAAUUGGCAUAGACUUGACAGUAUUGUUAGAAAGAUCACAAACAAAUGCCAAAAAUCAAUUCUUUGUUUUGAUAAAUGUUGUAUUUUUUCUUUCUGAACUGUGCUGAAGAGUUACCAUGUAUGAACAGUUUCAGGAUGUUGUAAAAAUAUUCAGUGAUUACAAAAGGUAAAUUCUAAUACUCUUGAAGAGAGGGAGUGGCUUUGUGCUUUGUCUGCAUAGCAUUUUUGCAUUGUUUGAUGAUGGAUGCAAACAAUUUAUAUCUACAAAUAUCUUUUGUUCUUUAACCCAGAAGGACUUUUAAAAGUCCAGACUUGUGCAAAGAUACAGAUGUUUACAAUUAAGCAGUUCAAAAGUUGGAGAGAUGAGACCAUAAUGGUGCUAUGACAAUAUAUCCAUAUCAGUGAACAUACGAUCAUUUUUACUGCAUUCUGACAAUAAAGAAGGACAUAAAUGUUAUAUAUCCAGUUUAGUACUGAUUAUGAUAACUUGCAAGUUUUAAGUACACUUGAGAAAUACUUAUUCAUCCUGUAUGAAGACUUUCAACACAGAAAUUGAAUUAUCUCAAGUUGAUGUACCAGAAUGGUGAAUAACCAUUUAGCGUUGCUGUCAGUAUUUUGGCAGUAUAAACUUGUAAGUUCCUAACUAUUUGUACUCUUCUAGCUGGUAGUUUUUGAGAAAAGAAUGAUGCUUUAAUUAGAUAAGACUCUUUCCUGGCAUGAGAGAGACCACAGGAAACCCAUUCAUCUCUCUUACUCUCAAGUAUUCAAUCAUAAGUAAGCCAUUUGCUCAAUUAGUCAAAUAGAAUGUACAUUCAUGGCUGUGGAUGGUAAAUUACCUUCUUAUAGAUAAAUGUCUUGCCCUAUAUUCUUAAUCAGUAUUUGAGUAACGGUACAGCAUUCUGCAAAUCAUCAUCUUGGAAUUAAAAUUUCUCAUGUCAACAGUGUUGAAUUUCUUCAUGAGCUACAUUGUUCUGGAACAUUAUCACAGUUAAACCGUUGCCUUCUGGUGUGAGAAAUAUACUUUGAGUGUACUUAGUUACUUAACAGUUUCAUUCAUCAGGUAUGAAAUUUAUAAAAAUGUACUCUAUAAUAUUUUAUAAAAUUAUUGAACUAUAAUAUUUUGCUGCAAUAUGGAAGCAGAGAUAUUUAUAAUGUUUCACAUGUAGAUAUUUUAAUUUAUAUGGUAUUACAGCAAUCACUUCUUGCUUUCAGUGUUAGGCUGAUAGAUCCAACGUUAUAAGAGUAAUAUAUUUUACAUAAUGUAACAUAGGCGAUGAUUCCAGGUUAAAUUGUAAAGACAAUAAGUAUAUGAAAAUAGUAUUUUAUUACAUUUUCAUUAUACAUAAUUUCUUAAAUAUUUAUUUUCUCCACAGCAUAAUAUGAAUUGUCAAGCUUUGUAGUUAUUGUGCUUGUGACAUUUGUUAAUAUGGAUGUAUCUUUAUGUUAGGUUUCUGGCGCACGGAAAUCUUGACAAUGAGUACAGGAACAAUUUCAGACAAUAUGCUGAGCAAGAACACUUUUCUCUUUACAGAUGCAAAUAUAUACUCUUAAUUUGGAUGUGUUUAUUUAUAUUGUAAUUUUCACUGUAAUACAUUUUUAAACCAAAGAAAUAUUCACAUAAUUAAUAAUGUAUCACAGGCCUGUAAAUACAGCUGUUAUGGAGAAUGCAUUGGGUACACAUAGUGUGAGAAAUCAAUAUUAUCAGAUCAUCUGUUCUCUCAGAGUUAGAUAUUUCAGAUGCAGUUUUUUUUAUUAAAAUAAGUUAAAAUAAGUUGAUGUUUACCCAGUUUGUGACACAGAAACAGUAUCUAUUAUAUGAAAUAUAUAAAACAUUGUGUAAUGUGUGAGCAUCAUUUUUAUAUGGAUGUCUGAAUUAAGUAAUGAAAGUUAAAAGGAUGAAUAACUGUAUAUACAAAAGCAUAACCUGUUGCUGUUUUCUGACAUGCUACUACCCGUUGAACGCACAAGUACUCUAUAUGAAGGGAAAUGUAGCAAAUAAGUCAUAGAAGAAAGGGAAUUCUCUUGCAUUGUGUGAUUCUGUAGAAGAUAAUCAUGUAUUUUGUUGUUAUACUCAGAUAUACACAUUAGGCUCAUAAUAAGCCCAAGAGCUUAUGUAAAUGUUGUUGUGAAGGAUGUAUAGCUGCUUCUCUUUUUGAUGCUUGUGAUUAUGUUCCUCCUCAAUCCACAGAAAAUGACAAGAGGAACAUGUGGCAAAUUUGCUCUCUUAAUACACACAUUUUUAAUGAUGUGUAAUAUUGGUUUUAUGUAUACUGUGAACACCUAUUUACUUCAUUCUUUAAUUUUCAUGGUGUGUAACUAAAGUCAGGUGCAACUGUCUCAUCUGAGAUGUGUUAGGGUGGCUGCACACCAACUGCAUCAAGACAAGCAUCGUGACUCAGACCGGUGUGCGGCGAUUUUCAUAAUCUCAUUCACUUCAA
Cryptotermes secundus is the source of this 9583-nucleotide messenger RNA. Its product is annotated as atrial natriuretic peptide-converting enzyme. The transcript is spliced from 19 exons. Gene Ontology annotation, biological process: proteolysis. Gene Ontology annotation, cellular component: membrane. Lineage: Eukaryota; Metazoa; Arthropoda; Insecta; Blattodea; Kalotermitidae. Gene Ontology annotation, molecular function: serine-type endopeptidase activity; protein binding. The record is from RefSeq and is a predicted model, not a curated record. The coding region runs from base 558 to 3866 and encodes 1102 amino acids.